AUGAAUUGCCCACCGAACCAUGCACCUCUUUAUUUCCAGAGGGAAGACCUGCAGCCUGGUAGCAAGAUGAACGUCACCAUGAUGAUCACCCCCGUAGCUUCUAGUGGUGGUCGUUUCUUCCCCCGCCAGCGAGCUCAAGCAAUUCCCUUCUCAACCUCCAAUAUCACUGCCAUCCUCAAGAUGUUCUCCAUCGAACCCGAAUCCGACCGUGCAUCUCUUACCAGGGAAACACUUGAGGAUUGUGAGGCGGCUGCAAUUAAAGAAGAAGUAAAGCAUUGUGCAACAUCACUAGAGUCGAUGAUCGAUUUCGUUGUUGCGGAGUUGGGAACAAGACAGAUUCAUGCGGUGGCCACUUCUGCUGUUAACAGAGAGGAGGCUGCGAAGGUCAGGAGUUACAGAGUAGGUGCUGGUGGUGGAAGGAUGCUGUCCAAUAAAGUCAUGGCAUGCCACAACACUGUGUUUCCUUUUGCUGUGUUCUACUGUCACAAUUUCGCUGGCACAAGGGUGUACAUGGUUCCGUUGGUUGCUGAAGAUGGUAGCCGAGUGAACGCCAUUGCUUUGUGUCAUUUCGAUACAUCAAACUGGAAUCCCCAGCAUGAGAGCUUCAGGGUGCUGGGUGUGAAGCCAGGAACUGUGCCCAUUUGCCACUUUAUUGUAGAGGGCCUUGCUUGGGUUCCCAACUGA
This is a messenger RNA of Nymphaea colorata (pocket water lily), 684 nucleotides long. RefSeq names its product BURP domain protein RD22-like. The transcript has a single exon. The record is from RefSeq and is a predicted model, not a curated record. Bases 1 to 684 code for a protein of 227 amino acids. NCBI's taxonomy places the organism in Eukaryota, Viridiplantae, Streptophyta, Magnoliopsida, Nymphaeales, Nymphaeaceae.